Messenger RNA from Ananas comosus (pineapple), 820 nucleotides. RefSeq lists its product as uncharacterized. The record is from RefSeq and is a predicted model, not a curated record. Bases 110 to 385 code for a protein of 91 amino acids. The transcript is spliced from 5 exons. Lineage: Eukaryota; Viridiplantae; Streptophyta; Magnoliopsida; Poales; Bromeliaceae.
CGUCGCCGCAGCUCUUCCACCGCCGGCGCCGUCGCCGCCGCUCCGCCACCGCCGGCGCCGCCGCCAUUGGAGAGUCAAAAAAAAAAAAGAAAAGAAAAGAAAAAAGGAGAUGCCCUCGCUUCAGACGGCGUUACCUCCUGAGUUGGCAGAUAACGUAAUCAGGUUGUACCGCGAAUGCCUUAGGAGAGCUAAGUACAUUGGUCAUCAGCAACACAAUACCGAGGCUGUUGUUAGCAUGGUGAGGCAACAAUUCAAGAAACACAUGCAUGAAACUGAUUCCGAGAAAAUACAGAAGUUGAAGGAUGACGCCGCAAGGGGGCUUAUCAAUCAUAUGCUCUACGAGUCCGAGAAGAUGUCCGGCCGCAAGUUCUCCAGCUCCAAAUGAUCGUCACAAACUCCCCGCGACGUGUCUGCUCGGUUGAAAUACUUCGCAAGCGGGAGCUUCAAAGCUGUCCGCUGAGAGUUGUUCGACAUUUUCUAAUUUAUUCGCUAGUCUCGAACCAUUCGCUACUGCACUCAUAAAGCAUUUCAUUCCCGUUCUCUGGAUUGCACACAAUUUUGAUGUUAAGAUGCAAUGAAUCCAGAGUUUGUAAUUGAAUUCCGUCUCUGUUCAUACCUGGGGACAGAAAUAUGCUUAAGACAUGCAGAUCUCCUGAGUAGCUUUUUGCUAGCCCUGGAUAACCACAUGGCGCGAUGAUUCUGUAUUAUAUGGUUUUGAUGGUUGAAGGGGGAAUAAUCUGUAACUAGGGUUUGACAACAACUAUAUUAUCAGUGGAUGCUGCUACUUCUUUGAUUGGCAGAAACAAAGACAUUUGGUUUC